CGCCCGUCUGUACAGCACAAGUCAUCAGACACAGAGUGAAGAAGAGACAAACUGCUUCUGCAAGAGUCAAAUCCAAUCAUGAAGGUACUUGUGGUUCUCGCUCUUGCUGUUUUCUCUGGUUGCAAUGCCAACAUCCUGUGGAAGGAGCCACCCAUGAGCAAUCUGGAUAUGGUGAAAGAUGCUUUCUGGGACUACGUUGCUAAAGCGACUCUGACUGCUGAGGACUCCGUGCAGCAGAUCAGACAGUCCGAGCUGGGACAGGAAGUGAAUGCCAGGAUCUCUCAGAGCGCCGACACAGUGAAUCAGUACGUUGUUUCUCUGCGUGCUCAGGUGGCUCCUCUCACCCAGGACUUCAUGACUCGCUUUUCCCAGGAGGCCGAGCAGCUGAAGGCCCGUCUGGAUAAAGAUCUGACCGCUGUGAGCACUAACAUGCAGCCCUACGCUGAGGAGAUGGUGGCACUCCUCCAGAGGCAGGUGGAGGAGCUGCAGAAGGAGGCAGCCCCCUACGCUGAGGCCAUGGACCCCGAGGCCCUGAAGGCCGUCCUGCUGCUGAAGACCCAGGAACUGAAGGGGCAGCUGGAUAAGAGCGUGAGCGAGCUGCAGGCCCAGAUGGUUCCCUACACCCAGGAGAUGAAGGAGAAGAUGGAGCAGAGCCUGGACGAGUUCCAGAGGAGCAUGAUCCCCCUGGUCCUGGUCCGCCGAGCUUUUGAGACCCAGAUGACCGCCAGAAAACCAAGGAGAUCCCAGCAGAACCUGGCUCCAUUGGGAGAGGAGCUGAAGGCCAGCUGGACGGCCAGCGCUCAGGACCUGCAGGCUCAGGCUGACUGGUUCUGUGGGAAGUCUUUUCAAUAA
Morone saxatilis (striped sea-bass) is the source of this 852-nucleotide messenger RNA. RefSeq names its product apolipoprotein A-I-like. Gene Ontology annotation, biological process: phospholipid efflux; very-low-density lipoprotein particle remodeling; lipoprotein metabolic process. The coding region runs from base 79 to 852 and encodes 257 amino acids. The transcript is spliced from 4 exons. Gene Ontology annotation, cellular component: high-density lipoprotein particle; chylomicron; blood microparticle. The record is from RefSeq and is a predicted model, not a curated record. NCBI's taxonomy places the organism in Eukaryota, Metazoa, Chordata, Actinopteri, Moronidae. Gene Ontology annotation, molecular function: phosphatidylcholine-sterol O-acyltransferase activator activity; phospholipid binding; cholesterol binding.